AUGAAGUUUCCAUUGGUCGCUCUUGCGGCUCUGGUCGCUACAACCCACGCCUUUUCGUUGCAAGGACCGGUCGUCGGUCAUCACAAGUUAUUGCAGAACCAACGAGAACGGGUUGUCCUGCACAUGGACGAUUACGACGACUUUGACGAAGAAGAUUUUGUCGAUGAUGGUGAUAUCACGAAACCCUCAUGGGGUCAGUCUGCUUCUGCUUCACGAAUGGGAGAAGUGGAUGUGAUUGUGGUGGAACCCAUCGAGACGGUUCGUGAGGCAACCACCGUUGUAACUACCGAUCCUGUCAGCAGUGGUGAAGAUCCCUCCAAGAUGAGAGUCCGAGAAAUCAAGGACGAACUCGAUUCGUGGGGAGUCGACUACGACGAUUGCUUUGAAAAGACGGAUUUGGUCAAGAGACUCGAACAAGCCAGAGAGAAUCCUGGACAACAGAUUGGUCAACAAAUCAGGGUGGAAAUGAGUGCCGAAGGACGGGCGGAAAAGGAAAAAUUGCAGUCGUUUGGCUAUGUAGGCUUCACCGAAGAAGAGUUCUUUGCCAUGCAGUCCGCCCACGCUCGGCAAGAUCCGCAGAGAGGAAACGUCGUUGAGACAUCGGUGAAUGAGGCAGGUUCCAAUAGUGCUGGAAACAGUCAAAAGAAUGUGUUUCUCGAGGAAACACCCGAACCGAAGCAGCACAAGAAGAGGACUACCAUUGACAGCCGCCAAGGAAAUAGUGUCUGGAUGGAAGAUACUCCUCAACCCACCCAGAGAAAGAAGAAAACGGCACGCACCAUUGACAGUCGCAAGGGAAACAGUGUCUGGCUCGAUGAUUCCAAGCCAUCUGCCUCCCAAUCGACGCCCAGCAGUGGCCGGGGAGUGCAGUUGGAGGAUGUCCCGGCUCCCAAAAUUAAAAACGGCAAACGUGGUCCCAGGACAGUGGAACCCCCGCAAGCCGCCAGAGGGAUCCGUGUGGAGAACACUCCUUCGAAGUUUGAGGCACCCGCGUACACACCACCGCCGCCCAGCCGCAAGUCGACCAUUCUGCUCGAAGACCUUCCCGGUCCGGACGACCUUUUUGGAUUUCGCAAGAGGCCCAGUAGAGGACCCACCAAUUUGCCGCAAAACUCCGCGUCGACUGUCCCGCAGGCGCCUCGCGUCAAGAAACCCACCGCCGAUGGCAAAGGCUACGUGGGAAUGACCGAAGACGAAUACUUUUCCGAACGAGCUUCCUGGGUAAGCAAUGGUAUGCAGACAUCGGCGCCAGUGCCACAGAAAAAGACCGUGCCCUUUGGCAUGACCGAAGAAGAGUUUCUCACGCAACAAAGGGCGAUUGGAAUUGUGAAUGAGAUGAGUAGCAACGAGGAUGACGAUGAUGAUGAUGCUGAACAGCAUUUCUGGAACACCCGAGAUACGUACAACAACAGCCGAAGUGUGAAUGGAGGUCUUAUCGCUGACGAGCUCCUCUAG
Molecule: messenger RNA, 1455 nt
Organism: Seminavis robusta
Lineage: Eukaryota; Bacillariophyta; Bacillariophyceae; Naviculales; Naviculaceae
Source: the annotation of a GenBank genome assembly